Aspergillus tanneri is the source of this 1818-nucleotide messenger RNA. Its product is annotated as putative tubulin-specific chaperone. Lineage: Eukaryota; Fungi; Ascomycota; Eurotiomycetes; Eurotiales; Aspergillaceae. The coding region runs from base 1 to 1818 and encodes 605 amino acids. The transcript has 4 exons. Gene Ontology annotation, molecular function: protein binding. The record is from RefSeq and is a predicted model, not a curated record.
AUGGACGCAACUUGUUCUGUCAGUCAGAGGCGAUCAUAUAACGGUGAUCUGUGCACCAUUCGCUAUAUUGGAAAGGUAGAGGGUACCAGCGGCGAGUGGCUCGGGGUCGAAUGGGAUGACGCGACUCGAGGGAAGCACUCUGGAGAACAUCAAGGAGUGAGAUAUUUUACAUGUAGACGCAAACAGCCCACAGCCGGGUCGUUCGUGCGUCCAUCUCGGGCGGCGGACAAACCCCGAGGCUUUCUCGAGGCAUUACGGGAGAAAUACGCCCCGGAGUUAGAGCAGAGCCCUGCAAGUCAAAAGUUGGACGGACCUGUCCCCGAUGGCUCUCUUCAAAAGCCUAUUGAAAUCAGCGGAAAGGUUGUGGAAGAAGUCGGCUUUGACAAGAUCCGGAAGCAACUUGCAGAGCUCCAGGAGCUGAAGAUCGUGCUUCUAGACGGACUGCGUGUUGUGGGCACUCUUUCAUAUGCAGCGGAACUGAAACAAAUUGAGUCUGCAUGUAGAGAGAUUGAGCAAACUUGUCCCAAAAUCACCAUUUUGGAUCUCAGUCGAAAUCUCCUGACUAGUUGGACAGAGGUUAUGGGAAUAUGUGACCGACUCAGGAACUUGAAAGUAUUGAAGUUGAACGGCAAUCGGUUGGACCCUGUUGAGGGCAGUUUGAAGUUUGCCAUUACUGAACUUCACUUGGAUGAUACCCUCUUGGCUUGGGAUGAGAUAUCAGCUUUGACUUAUCAAUGUCCAUGCAUCACCACUUUGUCCACUGCUGCAAACCAGAUCUCGACAAUCCCAGUAUCUGUAUCGAACACCAUCACGACGUUGAACCUUGAGCACAACGAGAUUUCUUCCCUUUCCUCAAUCAUGCCACUCACAUCACUAUCAAACAUCGAACACCUCUCGCUGCGAGGAAACUGCAUUGAUGCAAUCCACGAACGCAACCAAACUGAAGAGCCUAUCCGGUUUUCACCCACACUAAAAUCCGUCGAUUUAUCACGAAACCAAAUCAACAUGUGGUCAUUCGUGGAUGAACUUCAACACGUAUUCCCCGGUCUACAAAUCCUUCGAAUAUCCGGAAAUCCCCUCUACGACCAAGCGGUGGGGCCGUCAGCUAUCACCGGCAUGCCAGAGAAACCAAUGACGGUUGACGAGGCAUACAUGUUGACGCUCUCUCGACUCUCGUCACUGCUGGUUCUCAACUUUGGAAACAUCACCGCGAAGGAUCGCAGUAACGGAGAACUAUACUAUCUUUCGCUCGUUGGAAGGGAGUUAUCCGCCGCUCCAGAGACAGCGAAACGGGACGUCCUCGCGAGACAUCCUCGGUAUAGCGAGCUAUGUCACAUCCACGGCGAGCCCAUAAUUAAAAGGGCUUCGGAUUCGACGGGACCUAAUGCGUCGGUGAAUCCGCGAUCUGUUGCAGCACGAUUGUUGAAGAUAGCGUUUCACCUGCCAUCAUCGUCUUCCACAUCCCCGUCAUCAGAAGAUGUCGUGAAAGUCAAAGAAAUCCCUAGAUCCUUUGAUACAUACCAGGUGAAAGCCAUUGUCUCACGGCUGUUUGGUCUGCCGCCUUACGAAUGCAGGUUGAUCUGGGAGACGGAUGAAAUGGAUCCAGUGAGUAAAGAGAAUAUGGGGGAUAUAGAUGGAUGGGAUAGCGAGGAGGAGGGCAGUGCAAUGCAAGAUAGGAAACUGGUGAAUUUGGGCGAUAGCGUGAAAUUUGCCAAAAGGGAGGUGGAGCUUGUGGAUUGUACCAAGGAUAUUGGGUACUGGUUUGAAGCAGAUUUAACGGAGGCGAGAGUCAGAGUCGAAGUUUUGUCUCGCUCAUGA